This is a messenger RNA of Pipistrellus nathusii (Nathusius's pipistrelle), 1293 nucleotides long. NCBI's taxonomy places the organism in Eukaryota, Metazoa, Chordata, Mammalia, Chiroptera, Vespertilionidae. The record is from the annotation of a GenBank genome assembly.
AUGGGGGCCCCCUCGGCCCUGGCCCUGCUCCUGCUGAGCGCCUGCUGCGGGGCGCCGGGCUGGGCCAACCUCUCCCAGGACGGCUACUGGCAGGAGCAGGAUUUGGAGCUGGGAACUCUGGCUCCACUCGACGAGGCCAUCAGCUCCACACUCUGGAGCACUCCUGACAUGCUGGUCAGUCAAGAUAGUCAGCCCUGGACAUCCGAUGAGACAGUGGUGGCUGGUGGCAUGGUGAAGCUCAGGUGCCAAGUGAAAGACCACGAGGACUCCUCCCUGCAGUGGUCUAACCCCGCCCAGCAGACGCUGUACUUCGGGGAGAAGAGAGCCCUGCGAGAUAAUCGGAUUCAGCUGGUGAAGUCCACGCCCCAUGAGCUCAGCAUCAGCAUCAGCAACGUGGCCCUGGCGGACGAGGGCGAGUACACCUGCUCCAUCUUCACUAUGCCUGUGAGAACUGCCAAGUCCCUCAUCACUGUGCUGGGAAUCCCACAGAAGCCCAUCAUCACUGGCUACAAGUCACCAUUACGGGAAAAGGAUACGACCACCCUCCACUGUCAGUCUUCCGGGAGCAAACCCGCAGCCCAGCUCACCUGGCGGAAGGGGGAUCAAGAGCUUCCUGGAGAACCAACCCGAAUACAGGAGGACUCCAAUGGCAAAACCUUCACCGUGAGCAGCUCAGUGACGUUCCAGGUUACUCGGGAGGAUGAUGGGGUUGACAUCACAUGCUCUGUGAACCACGAAUCUCUAAAAGGAGCUGACAGAUCCACCUCUCAGCGCAUUGAGGUUUUAUACACACCAACGGCGAAGAUCAGGCCGGACCCUCCGCAUCCCCGCGAGGGCCAGAAGCUGCUGCUGCACUGCGAGGGGCGAGGCAACCCCGUCCCCCAGCAGUACCUGUGGGAGAAGGAGGGCAGCGGGCCGCCCCUGAAGAUCACCCAGGAGAGCGCCCUGAUCUUCCCUUUCCUCAACAAGAGUGACAGCGGCACGUACGGCUGCACGGCCAUCAGCAACCUGGGCAGCUACAAGGCCUACUACACUCUCAACGUGAACGACCCCAGUCCGGUGCCCUCCUCCACCAGCACCUACCACGCCAUCAUUGGCGGGAUUGUGGCGUUCAUUGUCUUUCUGCUGCUCAUCCUGUUCAUCUUCCUGGGCCACUACUUGAUUCGGCACAAAGGAACCUACCUGACACACGAAGCGAAAGGCUCCGACGACGCGCCAGACGCGGACACAGCCAUCAUCAACGCGGAAGGCGGGCAGCCGGGCGGGGACGACAAGAAGGAGUAUUUCAUCUAG